Molecule: messenger RNA, 2530 nt
Organism: Eubalaena glacialis (North Atlantic right whale)
Lineage: Eukaryota; Metazoa; Chordata; Mammalia; Artiodactyla; Balaenidae
Gene: KLHL15
Product: kelch like family member 15
Exons: 3
Coding region: 470-2284 (604 amino acids)
Biological process (GO): protein ubiquitination; nuclear protein quality control by the ubiquitin-proteasome system
Cellular component (GO): Cul3-RING ubiquitin ligase complex; nucleus
Molecular function (GO): protein binding
Source: RefSeq, a predicted model, not a curated record
CCUGAGGCUCGGCGCGCUUCGGGGCAGAAGCUCAGAGACGCCGUCGUCGACGUCGCCGUUGCCGGCGCCUCUGCUGCUGCCCGCGACCCCCCCCCCCAGCCCCUCUCUCCGCCCGAGGCCCCGAGUCGGCCCUACCGCCGACCCCCGCCGGGCGCUGCGAGGCCCCUGGCGUUGGCAAGGCCGGGCCCGGCCCCGACGCCGCUCCGCCUCGCGCAGAUCCCGACUAUCUCGAAUCGCGUCUCAGCGCUGUCUUCUUUCCCAGGACUGGUUUCGUGGGGGCCGCAGGCGCGCAGAGUCGCCCCCCGCCGGAGCGCCCCGGCCCGGCCCCGGAGCGGCCCCUUGUAGACGUUCGAGGAGCCUGCUGAGUGCCGUCCCGGCGCCCGACCGCCCACCGUCCGGCCCGCUGGCCCGCUUCUUCCUGAUGCAGACUGCCGUCCACUAGAGGCUGGACGGACCCCCGAGGUGAUUCAUGGCAGGGGACGUGGAAGGAUUCUGUUCCUCCAUCCAUGACACCAGUGUCUCUGCUGGGUUCAGAGCACUGUAUGAGGAGGGAUUGCUUCUUGAUGUCACUCUGGUUAUUGAAGAUCAUCAGUUCCAGGCCCAUAAAGCACUCUUGGCCACCCAGAGUGAUUACUUCAGAAUUAUGUUUACCGCAGACAUGAGGGAGCGAGAUCAGGACAAAAUUCAUUUAAAAGGUCUAACUGCUACCGGUUUCAGCCAUGUCCUUCAGUUUAUGUACUAUGGAACUAUAGAACUGAGUAUGAGUACUGUUCAUGAGAUUCUUCAGGCUGCCAUGUAUGUUCAACUUAUAGAAGUGGUGAAGUUCUGCUGCUCUUUUCUAUUAGCAAAAAUCUGCUUAGAAAACUGUGCAGAAAUUAUGAGACUCUUAGAUGAUUUCGGUGUAAACAUCGAGGGAGUCAGGGAGAAGUUGGACGCCUUUCUGCUAGACAACUUUGUACCACUCAUGUCCAGGCCUGACUUCCUGUCUUAUCUGAGCUUUGAGAAGCUCAUGUCUUACUUGGAUAAUGAUCAUCUGAGCAGGUUCCCAGAGAUAGAGCUGUACGAGGCUGUGCAGUCUUGGCUGCGGCAUGAUAGAAGACGCUGGAGACAUACCGAUACCAUCAUUCAGAACAUCAGGUUUUGUUUGAUGACCCCAUCCAGUGUUUUUGAGAAGGUUAAGACAUCAGAAUUUUAUAGAUACUCCCGACAGCUGCGCUAUGAAGUUGAUCAAGCCUUGAAUUACUUUCAGAACAUUCACCAGCAGCCUCUGUUGGACAUGAAAUCAAGCCGCAUCCGCUCUGCCAAACCCCAAACUACAGUAUUCCGAGGCAUGAUUGGACAUAGCAUGGUUAACAGUAAAAUACUUCUCUUAAAGAAACCAAGAGUCUGGUGGGAACUGGAGGGCCCACAAGUACCUCUGCGUCCGGACUGCCUUGCUAUCGUGAAUAACUUCGUGUUCUUGUUGGGCGGGGAAGAACUGGGCCCAGAUGGCGAAUUCCAUGCUUCUUCCAAAGUGUUCAGGUAUGACCCGAGACAAAACUCUUGGCUCCGGAUGGCAGACAUGUCUGUACCACGUUCAGAAUUUGCAGUUGGUGUUAUUGGAAAGUUUAUUUACGCUGUAGCAGGCAGAACCAGAGAUGAGACUUUCUAUUCAACAGAGAGAUAUGAUAUUACCAAUGAUAAAUGGGAAUUUGUGGAUCCUUAUCCAGUUAACAAAUAUGGACAUGAGGGGACAGUGCUCAAUAACAAGUUGUUUAUCACUGGUGGAAUCACCUCAUCUUCCACCUCCAAACAAGUGUGCGUGUUUGACCCCAGUAAAGAAGGGACCAUAGAACAGCGGACCAGGAGAACUCAAGUAGUUACCAACUGUUGGGAGAAUAAGAGCAAAAUGAAUUACGCUAGAUGCUUUCACAAGAUGAUUUCUUACAACGGCAAGCUUUAUGUCUUCGGUGGUGUCUGUGUGAUCUUGAGGGCCUCUUUUGAGUCUCAGGGAUGCCCUUCCACAGAAGUGUACAACCCAGAGACUGAUCAGUGGACCAUCUUGGCGUCCAUGCCAAUUGGUAGAAGUGGCCAUGGUGUGACUGUGCUGGACAAACAGAUAAUGGUUCUUGGAGGCCUUUGCUACAAUGGUCAUUACAGCGAUUCUAUUCUCACUUUUGAUCCGGAUGAAAACAAAUGGAAGGAAGAUGAGUACCCACGGAUGCCCUGCAAGCUGGAUGGUUUACAAGUAUGCAACCUGCAUUUUCCAGAAUAUAUACUGGACGAGGUCAGACGUUGCAACUAAUGGCAUCUUUCUCCCUUCAAAAAAGCCAAACAAAAAAUUUGUUUGAGACAAAGUAGUUAAUUAAAAAACAUAAAGAAGAACCUCACCAGUUUUACUAUCAAAGCCAUUGGUCUAAUAUAAAAAUGUUUUCAUUCUGUGCUCGCAUCCUUUUUUUUCUUUUUAGUGGCCUCAAACUCAUGCAAUAAGUCAAUUCUAAGCGCUAGCUCUUGAAACUACUUCCAGAAGCAGUUUAAUAGAACGAUUCAC